UGCAGUUGGCUAGCUGCUGUUGGCGAGGAUUGCUCGUUACGUACCGCGAGACCUGAUCACGGCGGGAUCAUUUUCCUAAUGGUGGGCUAGGACCUUUGCCCUUCAGCUCAUAGCCUUCUGCGUUUAGUGAAUUGUGAAGCCCUCAGGCGUGCGUGUGUUUGUGUGAUUGUUAGUGCAUACGAAAGCCUACGAGUUAAAUCGGUGUUGGGUACGAUUCAAUACGACUUCCGGUAGCACGGUUCGACUACGACAAUGGCGACGGAAAUGGAAAAUAUGGUGGAGCACAUGAGACGGUUCGCGUGGCCAGAUUACCUGGUAUUUGUGUCGAUGCUACUUCUGUGCAUCCUGAUCGGUGUCUACUUUGGUUUCGUGCAGCGCAAACCCAACACCGAGGCCGAAUACCUGAUGGGUGGCCGAACGAUGCUGGUGUUCCCGAUCGCGCUUUCGCUGAUCGCAAGUUUCAUCUCCGGCAUCACGCUGCUUGGGCUUCCGACGGAAGUGUACUCCUUCGGGAUACAGUACGUAUAUGUGGCGCUUGGCGUGACACUAAUGGGUAUCGUGAUGGGCUACAUCUAUCUGCCCGUGUUUCACAAACUUAACAUCACAUCGACGUACGAGUAUCUGGAAACUCGUUUCGAUCGUCGAUUACGCAUGUUUGGCUCGAUCAUGUUCACCAUAAUGAAUAUUGGUUACCUACCGAUCGUAAUCUACGUUCCAGCACUGGCCUUCAACCAAGUAACGGGCGUCAACAUUCACGUCAUUACUCCCAUCGUCUGUAUCGUGUGUGUGUUUUACACUUGUGUGGGUGGACUAAAGGCCGUAGUGUGGACCGAUGUUGUGCAGACCUUCUCAAUGUUUGGUGCACUGGUGCUGGUCGCCGUCAAAGGAACCAUCGAUCUCGGUGGAUCCAGCGUCGUUUUCAACCGCGCAUGGGAUACCGGGCGUUUGGAGCGUCCCAAUUUCGACUUUAAUCCAACAACUCGGCACACCUUCUGGUCGCAGCUGAUCGGUGGCUUCGUGUACUGGCUGCAGACGAAUGCGGUCAGUCAAAACAUGAUUCAACGUUACCUAUCUCUGCCAUCAGUGGCAGCUGGCCGACGUGCGCUGUGGAUCUUCGUGUUCGGUGUUUGCCUAUUGAUGUCUCUUUGCAGUUACUGUGGGCUACUCAUCUACGCCACCUAUCAAGACUGUGAUCCACUCACCACGAAGCUUGCACGUGCCAAGGAUCAACUUUUGCCUCUAUUCGUAAUGGACAUACUGCGAGACAUGCCCGGUCUUUCGGGAUUGUUCGUGGCCGGAGUAUUUAGUGCUGCCCUUAGUUCCCUCUCCACUUGUCUCAACUCUAUGUCGGCGGUAAUAUUAGAGGAUUUCGUGAAACCUUUCGUCAAGAAGCCACUCUCCCCGCGGGCUAUCAACUGGAUCAUGCGAUCGGUGGUCGUAGGAGUUGGAGCCCUCUGUGCUGCGCUCGUGUUUGUGGUGGAAAAAAUGGGAACCGUACUGCAGCUCACCAUGAGCCUAGAAGCGAUCACCAAUGGUCCACUGUUGGGUACGUUUACAAUAGGAAUUCUCAUCCCAUGGGUCGGUUCCGGGUGUGCACUUGUUGGAGGCAUUAUUGGAGUGAUAUUCAUGUCCUGGUUAAGCCUGAAGGCCCAGUACUGGGUCGCUACUGGUACGAUCGUGUUUCCUCACAAACCGAUGUCGGUCGAAGGUUGUUCCUACGAUUUCGAUCACUCAUUGCUCAACGUAACCAGCACCAGCAUGUACACGACCGAUGAUAUCUUUCCAUUGUUCCGAGUGUCCUACAUGUGGUACACAUUCCUCGGUGCGGGUGUCACCAUAUUCGUCUCGUUGCUCUCUACCAUGCUCAUCUACGGUCGCAACGAUCCGAAGAGCAUCCCUCCGGAACUGCUGGCAGGGUUCGUGAGCCGGUACGUGCACGGUAGCGGCAACAGUGCGACUAAAACUAGCACGGUGCAGCAAAGACUGCCAUCGUCUAUGGCCGGCCGUACCAAUGGGAAAACUCAACACGAAUCUGCAUUAUAA
This is a messenger RNA of Anopheles darlingi, 2043 nucleotides long. RefSeq names its product sodium-coupled monocarboxylate transporter 1 (gene bumpel). The record is from RefSeq and is a predicted model, not a curated record. Gene Ontology annotation, cellular component: membrane. Gene Ontology annotation, molecular function: symporter activity. The transcript is spliced from 10 exons. Gene Ontology annotation, biological process: transmembrane transport; sodium ion transport. Bases 253 to 2043 code for a protein of 596 amino acids. NCBI's taxonomy places the organism in Eukaryota, Metazoa, Arthropoda, Insecta, Diptera, Culicidae.